AUAAAACGAGAUUUGAUGAAAUUUACUCGACACAAAACAACUCUAGACUCUUCUCGAGGAAGCAACGCCUCCCUUGGGAAAGGAAGAGAGAGAUUUUCUCUUCCUCUCGCCGCCGCCGCCGCCGCCGCCGCGGCGCCGGCCAUGGCGACCUCCGGCGGCGAGGACCCAUCCGGCUCUGCCUCGUCGUCCGCCAGCGCGCUCGACUCCCUGCCCUUCUCCUCCGGGAACCCACGCAUCGAGGAGACCCGCGGCGUCGUCCUCCUCCACCCCGAACCACCCGCCGCCUCGUCCUCGUCCCUUCUCCCGGUGGGGAGGAAGCCGCGGGUGUGCGUGCCUGGCGUGCCCAACCACCUGACCUACGCCGACUUCGGCCGCUUCUGCGCAUCCUGGGCCUCCCACAUCCUCGAGACGCGCAUCAUCAGGAUUGAUGGGGUGGAGGAUCAGUACGGCGUUCUUAUAAAAUUCGACACUCAGAGCUUCACGGAUAGCUUCUACAUGAGCUUUAACGGGAAUCGGUUCUCAUCACUGGAGGGUAAUGUUUGCCGUGUUCGUUUUGUGGAAGACGUUCACUACACUCAAUUGAUUGAGCACGCACAUAGCUCAGUUACAAGCUCAGCUGAACAACCUACAUGCCCAGUAUGUCUUGAACGACUUGACCAAGAUCCUGGAGGCAUUCUUACAACAAUAUGCAACCAUUCUUUCCACUAUUCGUGCAUGUCAAAGUGGGCAGACUCUUCGUGCCCAGUUUGCAGGUAUUGUCAACAAGAACCAGAGAAAUCCAGCUGUUCAGUUUGUGGAACAUCAGAAAAUCUUUGGAUUUGUGUAAUCUGUGGCCAUGUUGGAUGUGGAAGGUACAAAGGUGGUCAUGCUAUUGAACACUGGAAAGAAACGCAACAUUGUUAUUCACUUGAAUUAGAAACACAGAAGGUUUGGGAUUAUGCUGGGGACAACUAUGUGCAUCGUUUGAUUCAAUCGAAAACAGAUGGGAAUCUGGUUGAGUACAAUUUCUAUGGUGAUCAUUCAGUUGAUGGUAUGUGUUCAACAUGCAAUGGUGAUGCGGGGAUCAGUGAAGCUCUGCUCGACAGUAAAAUGGAAGCUAUUGUUGAGGAGUACAAUGAUCUCGUCACGUCUCAGCUUGAAAAACAAAGAAAUUAUUACGAAUCACUCCUGCUAGAAGUCAAAGAGGAUAAUGAGAAAGAAAUUGCUGCUGCUACCGAGAAAGCAGUGGGCAUAAAAGUACAAAAGUUACAAGCAAAGCUUGAUAAGUGCAUGGAAGAGACCGGGUUUCUUAAUGAUAUUCAUGAAAAUCUUGUAAAAAACAUGGAGAUGUGGAGGGAGAGAAUUCAAAAAGUAAAAGAAAGGGAACAAGCUGCCAUUAGAUUGAAAGAUGAAAAAAUUGAGAAGCUGGAGGAGGAGCUAAGGGAUUUGAUAGCCCAUUUUGAGCGCCAAAAUACCGUGGCAGAAGCUUCAGAGUCAAUGUCAAGCGAUAUAAACGGUAGCACAAUUCUCUCGGUACCAUCUGAAUCAUCUGCAAGCAGCAACAGCAGCAUCAGAAAUUAGGAUUGAGAUUUGUUACCGUAAGCUGUAUUUCAGCAUCAGAAAUUAGUCUGUUACUGGCCUUACCGUACAUUCUUUGCUCCCUUAUUAUCUAAUAAUGACAGUUAUGUGUUACCAUGGUUAUAUACUUGUUGGCUUCUCAAAUGCAUAGUACAAAUCAAGCCUUUGUACAGUGUGUUUUUCUGGACAA
Molecule: messenger RNA, 1747 nt
Organism: Oryza sativa Japonica Group (Japanese rice)
Lineage: Eukaryota; Viridiplantae; Streptophyta; Magnoliopsida; Poales; Poaceae
Source: RefSeq, a predicted model, not a curated record